Molecule: messenger RNA, 1229 nt
Organism: Ylistrum balloti
Lineage: Eukaryota; Metazoa; Mollusca; Bivalvia; Pectinida; Pectinidae
Exons: 3
Coding region: 1-471 (156 amino acids)
Cellular component (GO): nucleus; cytosol
Molecular function (GO): peptidyl-prolyl cis-trans isomerase activity; protein binding
Source: RefSeq, a predicted model, not a curated record
AUGAUGGCGGACAAUUUGCCGAAUGGAUGGGAGAAGAAAGUGAGUCGCAGUACAGGCCAGGAAUACUACUUGAACCUGUACACGAAGGAAAGUCAAUGGGAUAUGCCCACUGAACCAGCUCAGAGAAAUACAGACAAAACGGUUAAGGCAUCUCACCUACUUGUUAAACACCGUGAAUCUAGACGACCUUCAUCAUGGCGUACUGAAAAUAUUACUCGCUCCAAGGAAGAUGCUCUCAACAUUCUUCAAGGAUACAGAAGACAGAUAGAAUCAAACGAAGCCAGCUUUUCAGAACUAGCAUCACAAUUUAGUGACUGCAGCUCAGCUAAAAAAGGAGGGGACCUGGGUCCAUUUAAACGGGGUCAGAUGCAGAAACCAUUUGAAGAUGCUACCUUUUCUAUGCAGGUUGGAGAAAUGAGUGAACCUGUAUGGACUGAUUCAGGAGUGCACAUCAUCCUUCGAACAGCAUAGUGGCUACAGACUCACCAACAUUCAUGUCUGACACCAAUGGUGUUCAUUAUAGUUGGUCCAACUUUAUAAAUCAGGACUCAUUCAAUGUAGAAUCAGCCAGUUUGUGUUAGUGUUAACAAUACAAUUCCUUGUUCUUCUGCCUAUUUUAGGUGGACUAUAAAACUUCCUCUAGCAAUAUUGUUACAUAGUAUUAACACCUAAAACACCUCUCCUUUGUAUCUUUAUACAAGUGUUUAUGUUUGAACUACUUACCUUCAGUGAUCCUUGAAAAAUUAAAUAGAAACUACCAUUGAAAACAUGUCCUUUGUAACCCAACACAUUUGUUUAUUUUUAUUUGUUUUUAUUAAUUGUUUACAUUAUACAAAGGACUCCAAUUUACAGGGUUCGAAAUACUGAUUUGAUAUAUCUAAACUAAUCAGUUAAAAAGUGCUUUGUAAAACAUGAAUUUUAAUAUUACCUUUGUAUUGGAAGAGUUAUUCCCCUUUCUAUAGAGACAAUUCCAGUCAUCAAUUUGCAGAAAUUUGUAAAAUUAUUUUCUUUUCUGGUUUAUUGAUUUCAUUAUAGAAUGAAGUUUCAUAUAAAAUCUUUGAUUCACUAUGUUGAUUUCUUUGUCAAGGAUUAAGUACAACAUGCAGGCAUGCUGUUUGUUGUUUCAGUUCUUGGUAUGAUGUCUCUUGCUAGCAAAAAUUCAGAUGGAGUAUAUUGUAAAGCAAUCAUUUUGAAACGUUUAUAUCAUUAAACAGCUGUACAGAACAACA